Messenger RNA from Apaloderma vittatum (bar-tailed trogon), 2587 nucleotides. RefSeq names its product ATP-binding cassette, sub-family A (ABC1), member 4 (gene ABCA4). Gene Ontology annotation, cellular component: intracellular membrane-bounded organelle; membrane. Gene Ontology annotation, biological process: lipid transport; transmembrane transport. The transcript has 16 exons. Gene Ontology annotation, molecular function: ABC-type transporter activity; ATPase-coupled intramembrane lipid carrier activity. NCBI's taxonomy places the organism in Eukaryota, Metazoa, Chordata, Aves, Trogoniformes, Trogonidae. The annotation marks the transcript as partial. The record is from RefSeq and is a predicted model, not a curated record.
AUGAACUUCUUCAGGCAAGUCAGACUUCUACUCUGGAAGAACUGGAUCCUCCGGAAAAGACAAAAGCUUCGUUUUCUGGUGGAGCUUCUAUGGCCUCUGUCACUAUUUCUUGCCCUUGUCUGGUUGAGGAAAGCUAAUCCACCGUAUCGCCAACAUGAAUGUCACUUCCCAAACAAGGCAAUGCCAUCUGCAGGAACGCUGCCAUGGUUGCAUGGCAUCUUCUGUAACAUGAACAACCCCUGUUUUCGCAGCCCAACCCAUGGAGAGGGUCCAGGUGUUGUGUCCAACUACAACAACUCCAUCCUUGCAAGGGUAUAUAAAGAUGCUCAAGAGCUCUUACUGGAAAGCCCCGAGAUCCAUGACCUUGGAAGAAUCUGGGAAGAACUGAUCAUUAUGACUCAGUUUAUGGAAACAAUGAGAACUAAUCCUGAAAGAAUUGCAGGAAGAGGAAUACGAAUUCUUGACAUUUUGAAAGAUGGGGAGACCCUCACUUCUUUCUUGUUGGAAGAUGUCGGCCUCACAGAUAUGGUUGUUUUCCAGCUUAUUAAUGCUCAAGUGCGCCCCGAACAGUUUGCCUACGGUGUCCCUGACUUGACUUUGAAGGACAUUGCUUGCAGUCACAUGCUCCUGGACCGCUUUAUUAUCUUCAGCAGCCGAAGAGGUCUCCCUUCUGUGCACAAGGCCAUGUGUGCCUUGUCCCAGGAAAGCCUACAGAAGGUAGAAGAUGCCUUGUAUGCAAAUGUUGAUUUCUUUAAGCUAUUUCAGCUGCUUCCCACUGUAUUGGACAGAAACUCACCAGGUGCUGACCUGAGGGCCUGGGGGAGGGUGCUAUCCAAUGUCUCCCAAGCAGUGCAAAAGCUAGCCAGGAAGUCAAGCAUUCAAGACCUUUUGAUGGUUCUGCAACCAUUUACACAAGGCAGAAGGCCAGAAUCCUUAGCCCACUUGGUGAGCUCCCUGUCAGACCUUUUCUGUGGCUACCCAGAAGGAGGUGGAUCCAGAGUGCUUUCCUUCAACUGGUAUGAAGAUAAUAAUUACAAGGCUUUCCUGGGGAUUGACUCAACAAGGAAGAAAUCCAGUUAUCCUUACGAUAAUGCAACCACACCUUUUUGUAAUGCAUUGAUCCAGAACUUGGAAUCAAACCCUUUAACCAAAAUCGCUUGGAGUGCUGCGAAGCCCUUACUGAUGGGAAAAAUUCUGUUUACUCCUGAUUCACCUUCUGUACGUCGGAUCCUAAAAAAUGCAAACUCCACUUUUGAGGAACUUGAACGCCUCAGACUUUUGACCAAAUCUUGGGAAGAAGUGGGACCUCAGCUGUGGUACUUCUUUCAAAACAGCCUGCAAAUGAAUAUGAUCCGUGACUCUCUGAAGCACCCUACAGUGAGGAACUUGUUGAACAGCCAGCUGGGUGCUGAAGGCUUAACUGCUGAACACAUAAUCAACUUUCUCCACAAUGGGCCUCCAGGGAGCCGGGAGAAGGGAAUGGCAGACUUUGACUGGCGAAACAUCUUCCGUGUUGCAGACCAAGCUCUACGCUUGCUCAGCCAGUAUCUGGAGUGCUUGACCUUGGAUAAAUUUGAAGGUUGUCUUGAUGAAACUCAACUGACUCAUCAAGCUCUUCAUUUGCUGGAGGAAAACAAAUUCUGGGCUGGUAUCAUUUUCUCAAACAUAGAGCCUGGAACCAGCAAUCUUCCACCACAUGUGAAAUACAAGAUCCGGAUGGACAUAGAUGCAGUGGAGAAAACAAACAAAAUCAAAGACAGGUACUGGGAUCCUGGUCCACGAGCUGAUCCUGUGGAUGAUUUACGCUAUAUCUGGGGAGGAUUUGCAUAUCUUCAAGACAUGAUUGAGCAUGGAAUUAUAAAGACUCAAACCAACACUGAGGUGCCACUAGGAGUUUAUCUGCAGCAAAUGCCAUAUCCAUGUUUUGUGGAUGAUGUCUUCAUGAUCACUUUAAACCGCGCCUUUCCCAUCUUCAUGGUGCUGGCUUGGAUAUAUUCCGUUUCCAUGACUGUGAAGAGUAUAGUGCUGGAGAAGGAAAUGCGUCUGAAAGAGGCUAUGAAGAACAGGGGUAUAACUAAUGGGGUGAUUUGGUGCACUUGGUUCUUAGACAGCUUCACCAUGAUGGCUGUGAGCACGUUCCUCCUCACAGGGCUGAUUAUGUGUGGACGAGUACUACAUUAUAGCAAUCCACUUCUCUUCUUUUUCUUCUUGCUGACGUUCACCACAGCCACCAUAAUGCAAUGUUUCUUGUUCAGCACCUUCUUCUCCAAAGCAAAUCUGGCAGCUGCCUGCAGUGGAGUCAUCUACUUCACCUUGUACCUGCCGCACGUUGUCUGCUUUGUCUGGCAAGACCGCCUGACUGUUAAUCUGAAGAUCUUAGCGAGUUUGCUUUCUCAAGUAGCUUUUGGUUUUGGUACAGAAUACUUGUCACGCUAUGAAGAGCAAGGUCUUGGCCUACAAUGGGGUAACAUCAGAACCAGUCCCUUGGAAGGAGAUGAAUAUAGUUUUCUUUUUUCCAUUAAAAUGAUGCUUUUUGAUGCUUUUCUCUAUGGAAUACUUUCUUGGUAUCUUGAUAAUGUUUUUCCAG